GGAGUCUUCACGAGAUAUCAGUAAUAAACAGUUACUUAUGACCAAACCCGUCAUGUGGGGACACAACCAUUAACUCUUGUUUUCACUCAAUUCAAUAACCUUAAAACUCCGAUAUUAUUCUUAUUAUCCCCGAACACUGCAUGUACAAAAAAAACACAAUCAUUUCACUCUGUUGUUAUUCAUCAAAUUCUUCAAAUCGUGUGUAUUUUGAUUGAAGGUAGAACAAAAUGGCCGAAGGUGGUCAUCAAUUAGCAGACAAAACAGAGUUCACAGAAUGUUGGCGAAGAACAACCGAAUCACCGUAUCUCAUGCGUCUUGCUUUAUCAGCUGGUAUUGGUGGUCUUUUAUUUGGUUACGAUACAGGUGUGAUUUCUGGUGCUUUGUUAUAUAUCCGUGAUGAGUUUGAUCAAGUUGAUAAGAAAACAUGGCUUCAGGAAACCAUUGUUAGUAUGGCUGUUGCAGGAGCUAUAGUUGGUGCAGCAUUUGGAGGAUAUAUGAAUGACAAGAUGGGAAGGAAGAAAACUAUUUUAAUGGCAGAUGUGGUGUUCGUUGCAGGUGCAUUAGUUAUGGCUGCUGCUCCAGCUCCUUGGGUUAUCAUUAUCGGAAGAGUUUUAGUUGGCUUAGGAGUUGGUGUUGCAUCCAUGACUGCUCCUCUAUACAUCUCAGAAGCUUCCCCUGCUAAGAUUAGAGGAGCAUUGGUUUGCACCAAUGGUUUACUUAUAACAGGAGGUCAAUUUCUCUCUUACCUCAUCAAUUUGGCAUUUACCAAGGCUCCAGGAACAUGGCGUUGGAUGCUUGGAGUGGCAGCAAUCCCCGCUAUAGUGCAGUUCGUAUUGAUGUUGUCCCUCCCUGAGUCACCUAGAUGGCUCUACAGGCAGAGCAAGGAGGAGGAAGCAAAGAUUAUUCUGACAAAAAUCUAUCGCCCCGGUGAAGUUGCAGACGAAAUGAAAGCCAUGCAUGAAUCCAUUGAAGCCGAGAAGGCAGAGGAAGGCUUGAUCGGUCAUAGUCUUGCACAAAAACUAAAGGGUGCUUGGUCUAAUGACGUAGUUCGAAGAGGACUCUACGCAGGCAUUACUGUCCAAGUUGUUCAACAAUUUGUCGGUAUUAAUACAGUCAUGUAUUACAGCCCAACUAUAGUUCAGUUUGCAGGAAUUGCCUCCAACUCCACAGCACUUGCACUCUCCUUAGUUACUUCUGGUUUGAAUGCCGUUGGCACUAUAUUGAGCAUGAUUUUAAUUGAUAGAUUUGGAAGGAGAAAGUUGAUGCUAAUCUCCUUGAUUGGUAUCUGUGUUUCACUUGUAAUGUUAAGUGUUACAUUCAACAUAGCAUCUCACCAUGCACCUGCAAUCAGUAAACAUGAUUCCCUUAGUUUUGGUGGGAACUCUACAUGCAAUGCUUAUGCAACGGCCCCUAAUUUCUCGUCGUGGAAUUGCAUGAAAUGUUUGCAUGAAGACUGUGCCUUUUGUGCUAAUACCCAAAGUGAAUUUCAACCAGGAGCAUGCUUGGCAGCAGGAAAGAAUAUCCGAGGCAUGUGUCGUGCACAAAAACGUGUAUGGUUUUCCCAAGGUUGUCCAAGCAGAAUUGGAAUCCUUGCAGUUGUAAUCCUUGGACUAUACAUCAUAGCAUAUGCUCCUGGAAUUGGAACAGUGCCUUGGGUUCUAAACUCGGAGAUUUAUCCAUUGCGGUUCAGAGGAAUAGGUGGAGGUAUAGCAGCAGUUUUCAACUGGUGUGCCAAUCUAAUUGUGAGUGAGUCAUUCUUGAGCAUGAUAAAGGCUCUAGGAACUACCGGAACAUUCCUCCUCUUUGCAGGGUUCUCUUUGAUUGGCCUUGUAGCCAUUUAUUUGUUAGUGCCUGAAACCAAAGGCCUUCAGUUUGAGGAGGUUGAGAAAUUGCUUCAAAAAGGGUUUAGACCUUUCCCAUUUAACAAGAAAAAGGAUGACGACAAAGGGAAGGAGAAAGUGCAAGAGAUGGCUUGACUGUUAUGUCAUUUUGUUCAACACAAAACUUGUUGUGUUUGGAUUAACCGUAGAAAUAUGUUAUAAUAAAUAUCAACUAUGUAUAAAUCAUUUCAAUUUUCGCAGAAGUUGCAUAUUGUAUACAUAAAAGCAUAUUUGUAUACAAUGUUGUAUAAAUGAUUUCAAUUGUCACAAAACUUGUUUUGUUUGGAUUAACUGUAAUAGAAAUCUGGAGGAUAUAAACCAAACUAAAUAAAAAUACACUGUUAGUUUUUAGAGUUUGGACUA
Medicago truncatula (barrel medic) is the source of this 2243-nucleotide messenger RNA. Its product is annotated as inositol transporter 4. Gene Ontology annotation, biological process: myo-inositol transport; transmembrane transport. The record is from RefSeq and is a predicted model, not a curated record. Gene Ontology annotation, cellular component: membrane. Lineage: Eukaryota; Viridiplantae; Streptophyta; Magnoliopsida; Fabales; Fabaceae. The transcript is spliced from 6 exons. Gene Ontology annotation, molecular function: myo-inositol:proton symporter activity. Bases 228 to 1976 code for a protein of 582 amino acids.